Messenger RNA from Naumovozyma castellii, 774 nucleotides. It is a transcript of the gene TOS8, whose product is annotated as Tos8p. The transcript has a single exon. The record is from RefSeq and is a predicted model, not a curated record. The coding region runs from base 1 to 774 and encodes 257 amino acids. Lineage: Eukaryota; Fungi; Ascomycota; Saccharomycetes; Saccharomycetales; Saccharomycetaceae.
AUGAUGAGCUCGGUAAAUAACCAAACACCACUACCACCAAUCAAAUACCUUUUCGACUCUCUAAGCGAGCCGAAACCAACGCAAUGUCCGUCCGUAUUCACGACUGCCGAUAGCACCCCAAGAAGAGAACCCGCCCUCUCCCAACAACAACAACAGAUAUCGCCCAUGACAUCGCCGCUAAUGACUCCACCUUUCAUCCACAGAAACUCGCUAGAUUUGGGCAUCCUAGCAAACACCAGCAACAACAACAACAACUUCACAGUGUUGUCCUCACCAAGAGACUACCAUCCAACCACAGCCGCCGUAAAUAACGAGAACCUGGCUCCUCAACAAUCAGCUUACGGAAGACAGUCGAGAGGCCUUUUGCAUCUUAUUGACGCUUCACAGUAUACCGCUGAGUUGAAUCACGCGCCCGCGCUAAUGAGAAGACAUUCCACCAUACCAAGAAUGGAUAAUACCAAGAUCCUGGGCGUCUCGCAACAUCCAUUGUCUAAUAAUAAUAGCAGUAAUAUCUCAGGGAAGAAGCUGAGAAGGAGAGGCUCUGGGAGAAGGUCCAGCUUGCCCAGGGGAACAGUGGAGGUAUUGAAUGGCUGGUUGUUGGAACAUUUGAAUAAUCCAUACCCUAAUGUGCAAGAGAAGAAAUUGUUGCUGGAGUUGACAGGGUUGACCAAAGUACAACUUUCCAACUGGUUUAUUAACGUGAGGAGAAGAAAAGUGUUUAAUGAGAAUUAUGAUUCGUAUUUGAAUCAGAAGAAACCAAAUGCAGGCAUUUAA